UUAUAUGAUCCCUUCAACUGCCUUCCGUCAAAAGUGACGGAAUCUCUGAUCUCAGAGACCGCUGCAAAAAAUCAGAGAGAGAGCGAGGGGAGAUGAGAUGAGAUGGAGGGAGGCUUUGCCACCCAAGAAUUUCUUCAGAAAAGCACCGAGAUCGCUGAGCAGCAUAGAUUUUCUGAAUUCUAUCUGCAGGCAAUGAAGGCUUCUUGGUGACAAUUGAAUCGCUGGUUUCCGACUUUGGAUCCCUUAUUUGAGAUAAUAACUUGAGAAUUGUAAGUUGUAAAGUGCGGUUUUGAGGUUCAAGUUGGUUCCUGUAAGGGGAUAGCGACAUACAUGGUCAAAUACCGGUAUCAUUAUGUAGUAUAAACUGAGAGGGGAGGGGAAAAACUGUGCUGAUAAGGAUACCAAGAUAUGGGUUUUUUGGAACUCUUUAUCACUGCAACGGUGCCGGUUAUGAAUGUUCUUCUGGUGACUGGUGUUGGAUCAUUUCUCGCAACAAGUAAUGUUGGAAUUCUGAGCGAAGAUGCAAGAAAGCAUUUGAAUAAUGUCGUGUUUUUUGUAUUUAAUCCAGCUCUUGUGUCAACCAAUUUGGCUCGAACAAUCACUAUGGAGAGCAUGGUUUUAUUGUGGUUUAUGCCAAUCAAUAUCCUUCUCACCUUCAUUGUCGGUUCAUUAUUUGGAUGGCUUGUCAUCCAAAUCACCAGAGCUCCUACCAAUUUGAGGGGCCUUAUUUUGGGCUGUUGUGCAGCUGGAAAUUUGGGCAAUAUGCUUCUCAUUAUUGUCCCUGCUAUUUGUAAAGAAAAAGGCAGUCCUUUUGGUGCUUCCGAUGUUUGUCAUACGUAUGGCUUAGCAUAUGCUUCUCUCUCGAUGGCUAUUGGCGCAAUCUUUCUGUGGUCUUAUGUCUACAAUAUUGUGCGGGUAUCUUCAGGUGCUGCAAAAGGCAAAAUGAAUACCAAUUUUCACCCUCAUAGGAUGGAGUUUCCAGAAGGAAGCACAAGGUUAUUUCCAGGGAGCUGCACAGAUGGGGCAAUUACAACUUAUAACUGUUCCACAUCUAGUCAUUAUGCAGAUGAAAGCACACUUCCUCUAUCUAGGUCCAAUGAGUCCUCCACUAUGAAGGAGUCAGGACAAAAGAAGAAUAGGAAAAAAAAAUGGUUGGUAAAGGUACCAUUUUCAGUCAAAGCUCGAAAAUUGCUGUCAACGUUGUUAGGAGUAAUUGACUUAAAGAAAUUGUUUGCUCCUUCUACUAUUGGAGUGAUUGUUGGUUUCGUUAUUGGAGUCAUUCCUCAAAUUAGAAAAGCGAUGAUUGGUGAGGGUGCCCCUCUCCGUGUGAUUCAAGAGUCAGCUGCUUUGUUGGGUGAUGGAGCAAUUCCAACACUCACACUGAUAAUGGGUGGAAAUCUUAUCAAAGGCUUGCGAAGUUCAGGCAUCCGAUUGUCAAUUAUUAUUGGGGUUAUAGUUGUUCGGUAUAUCAUGUUGCCCCUAGUAGGCAUAGUUGUAAUUAAAGUGGCCAUUCGUCUGGGCCUGGUGCAUUCAGAUCCUUUAUAUCAAUUCAUUCUUUUGGUGCAAUAUGCACUUCCACCUGCGAUGAACAUUGGUACUAUUACUCAAUUGUUUGGUGCCGGUGAGAGUGAGUGCUCUGUCAUUUUUCUCUGGGCAUAUGCCCUGGCUUCAUUUUCACUCACCCUGUGGUCCACUUUUUUCAUGUGGCUCGUAUCAUGAUCAGUUUUAAGUUCAGGACAGGGGAUAAAAAGAAUAAUUCUUGGCAGCAUCAAACCCUAAGGAUCACACAUCAGGCUUCUCAUAGCUCCACAUAUUGAUUGUUUUUGUGGGAGGUGUUUUCAUGGAACAUGGUCUGAAAUGAAACCAAACAUGAAGCUGGUUCUCAAAAAGAAAUCAAAUAUGAAAGCAAAUCUGCGAAUACAAAAGUCAGAAAAUUGAAAGGAGUGCUAAUUCAACUGUAGCCACACCUCCUUCAUUGGGCUUUACCACAGUCAUAUGUAUUUUGAUUGGAAAAUUAAUGCCUUACUUUUUUUUUAAUUAUAAGUUUCUACCAUGUGAGUUGAAAAAAAGGAGAUUGUUGAUUUGGUCCAGACAUGAAGAAUAGUGGUUAUGGAAUAGCAUUUUCCCCUCA
Molecule: messenger RNA, 2131 nt
Organism: Phoenix dactylifera (date palm)
Lineage: Eukaryota; Viridiplantae; Streptophyta; Magnoliopsida; Arecales; Arecaceae
Source: RefSeq, a predicted model, not a curated record